AUGAGAGCCUUUGCCUUCGGUGCCGUGCUAGCGAUAUCGCACGCGACUUCUAUCCUAAAGCCGGACAUUCGCGCAGACACCAAUCGCGAUGGCCGCGUCGACAUCAAAGGCUCGACCGAUGUCCACGGCAAGGAUACUUGGACCAACUCGGCCGGCGCUCUCUUUCUCGCCAACAUUGGUGAUACAAACCGUCGAUGCAGCGACAGAAAAGACAUGCAGGGCGGUCCGGAGACAGUAUCGGACGAAAAGCUCAUGGGAUGCCACGAUGCCGCAGAUGACAUCCAGCGCAGUCCUCAGUACCUGGCCCCCAUGCGAACCGUGCCCCUGUCGAACCUAAGCCCCCGUGCCUUCGGCUCCAUCUCCAUUUCCGAAGAGCAGUCCCGGAAACUUGUACGCAUCUUUCGCCGCUCUGGCGAUGGUUGGCAGAUCGUGCACAAUGACACCAUCUUGACGGUCGAGGAGCUCGCCAAGGGGCUGGAGCUCGGGAUUGAUGCGAGGGAUGGGCGAAAGCCUACCUGGGACGGCAAGGCAACGGUUCGGUUUUCCGUCACGGAUGGUAACCAAACGUCAACGGACAAGGUAGCGCUGCGCGUCGCCCCCCUUCUUGCCCAUCAUCACCUCCAAAAGGUCGAGAAGGUGAUUGCUCCCAACGUUUCGGAACCAGACCCCUGGUCGACGAUGACGAGAGCGACAUUUGACGACAUCGACAUAAUUAUGCAACGAGAAGGCUUUCAAGUUCCGAUUCAACACAUAAAUACCAUGCCCCUUGAGGUGGCGCAGGAUCCACGGACAACUAUACUGCCCACCGAAUGGGUGCAAGAUCAGUUUGAAGCGACCUACAUGAGCAUACCAGGGCCGAGCGGGCCUGUCGUUAUGCGCAUCAUGGUGUCGACUUCGAACCUAUGGCGGGACGAUCAUCGUGUCGCAUUCCAGACGCUUCGCGAUACCGGCAUCGGAGCCAUGUAUUACCCCACAGACAAGUUUGUACCGGACCUGGACCAUUUUGGGAAUCUUGAGACUAUUCCGCCCUAUGAGCUGAACGGGAAGCGAUAUCCCACGGGCCGCAUCAUUCUCGGCGGCGAAGAGGAGGGACUGAAGCCUGUGGCGACAGAUCUAUUUCGGGCUCAAGAGGUACAGGAUCCUUUACUCAUCGACUCCAUGUGGCUUCCCGUCGGUCAUGUCGAUGAGUUCCUUCAAUUCCUUCCCGCCAACACGUCCCGUGGCUGGAGCAUCAUGGUAAACGAUCCUCAUGCCGGUACGCGGCUCCUUUGGGAGGCCUACGAGGCAGGCCUUGGGCCGAGUCUCUUCUACUCCCGUCCAAGCGGAGCCUCAUCCACAGUCGAGACCAUUGUGGCGGCUGCCGAAUGGGCGGCUGCCGAGAUGGGCAAUGCGACGGCCAAUACCAUGGCUGCCGAUCGUAUCCAGGCAACCAUUGACCUUCUCAAGAAGGAAACGGGCAUCACCGACGAAGAAAUCUUUCGCGUUCCGGCACCAUAUUACUGGUCGACUUACAAAUGCACUCGGACGCCGCAGGAAAAACGACUAUCACGGCGCUCAACAGUUCGACGAGCCGAGGUGGCGGUAUCGCCCGAUUAUUGUUUCAGUCGGCGGGCUGGUAAAGGCGUAGUGAGAACCAUCGUCCCUCCUGCCGUCAACGGCAUCGUUCUGAGCAGGUCCCGGUAUAUCGCACCCAAGCCUUGGGGCCCCGUGGUGAACGGCACCGAUAUUUUCGAAAAGGCGGCUCGAGACUGCUACAAGAAGGCAGGCUUUGAGGUUGACUUUGUUGACGACUGGUCGCUGUUUGUGGACAAAGGAGACAUUCACUGCGCAACCAAUGUGCUUCGAGACGCUUCGGCCGCAUGGUGGAAGUUCCGCGCCUUCGCCCUCCUUCCCACGGAGGAGCAGGCCAACGUGCUUCGCUUCUACCACGUCGCCGAUGCCAAGCUCGCCCUCGGCUCCUCGCUUCUCAAGCGGCUCGCCAUCGCCCGCUACGCCUCCGUGCCCUGGCCUGCAGCCAGCUGGUCCCGCGAUGAACGCACGAAGCCAGUCUUCCGCCACCCUGACGGUACCGAGCCCCUUCUCUUCAACGUCUCCCACCAGGCCGGCCUCGUCGUUCUCGUCGCCCUCGUCUUCGCCGACCGCCACAGGCCAUCCCCCGACACCUCCAUCGGCAUCGACAUCGUCUGCCCCUCCGAGCGUCGCGAUCGAGACCACGCCAUGAUCGCUGCCGACGGCUGGUCCCACUACGUCGACAUGCAUUCCGAAGUAUUCUCCCCGGCCGAGUCCAGCCGGCUCAAGGACCUGCCGAUGCCCGAUGCCGACACCCGCCUGGCCUAUUUCUACGCCCUCUGGUGCCUGCGGGAGGCCUACGUCAAGAUGACGGGCGAGGCCCUGCUGGCCUCUUGGCUGCGCGAGCUGGAGCUGCGCUACUGCGCGCCGCCGGGUCAGACGGCGCCUGAAGGCCGCUCGCUCGAGAUUUGGUUCCGCGGCGCACGUGUCGACGACGUCGAGGUCCAGCUCCACCCUCUCCUAGACGGUUACAUGGUCUGCACGGCGAUGCGAUGGGGACGCAACCAUGACGGUGACGGCAAGCCGGACACGACGGUGCCAUUUACCGAGCUGCGCAUUGAUGAGCUGCUGACCGAAGCAGAGGCUGCCGGCGGACUGUAG
Messenger RNA from Drechmeria coniospora, 2670 nucleotides. RefSeq lists its product as uncharacterized. Gene Ontology annotation, cellular component: cytoplasm. The record is from RefSeq and is a predicted model, not a curated record. Lineage: Eukaryota; Fungi; Ascomycota; Sordariomycetes; Hypocreales; Ophiocordycipitaceae. The transcript is spliced from 3 exons. Gene Ontology annotation, molecular function: holo-[acyl-carrier-protein] synthase activity; protein-arginine deiminase activity; calcium ion binding. Bases 1 to 2670 code for a protein of 889 amino acids.